UUUAAUUAAAAAUAAUUAAUGCUUUUAACUCAUUUUAGGAUAAUGAUAAACAAGAAAUGAAAGAGGAAGUAGACAUAAAAGAAUCAGAUGGUAAAGGUUUAGACGAACCUACAGUCAAAAAGGCAAGACUUUCUAAAGAUAACACAAUGCUCGAAACAGCUAAGCUUGGAAAAGACAUACUGGGCAAUGAAAAAUUGGACGAAUCACGAUCAAGUACAAGGGCAUUACGUGAAAGCAAAGCAUCGACAAAAAGGUUGAGUACAAUGGCCAAAACUGCUAAAGAGGGUGAAGCUUUAUUAAAAGAAUUGGGUCAUAAAGACGACAACCCAGACAGUGAACGACGACGUACAAGAUCACAGACCCGUGGUGCACCUCCGCCGCCACCUCUUCAGAAGUCGUCGGCAAAAGACACACCCAAACGAGGUCGGAGAGGUAGACCUCGCAAAGACGAAGGUUCCGCAUCGGAGGAAGAAGUCAGAAGUAAAGAAGUAAACAACACAGAAGAAAAAGAAGAAAUGCCAAAUUAUGAUGGACCCAUUGAGUCAGAGGGUGGAACAGAAAUGGAAGAGGUACAAAAUUGAAUAACCAAGGAAAAAAAAACAAACAAAAAACAAAAGCCAAUUGUUUUGAAUCAUUUCUUGCAUAGACUGGGAGCGAGGCUAGAGCAGUGAGUGUGCAUGUGUGCGUGUGUGUGUGAGUGCAUGCACAUCCUGUUUACACACUGGUUUAUAUUAAUCACCGUGUUUCGACACAUCCAUUAUGCAAAAAACUGCUAUCAUUUUUUAAUCGUGAUAGCCGACAUCAUUAUAAUCCCACAUCUGUAUCAGAGAAACUCUCUCGACACAUGGAUAUGUUAGAUUAGCCACAAGUAUUUUAAACAUGCUUCUGACAAAGGAUAAAAAAAAAAAUUAAAAAAAUAAAUUGUUUAAUGUUACAUUAUGGCUGAUAAAAAAAAUAAUAAAAAUAAGAAAAAUUCAAGAUUUUUAAAA
Centruroides sculpturatus (bark scorpion) is the source of this 989-nucleotide messenger RNA. RefSeq lists its product as uncharacterized. The coding region runs from base 57 to 581 and encodes 174 amino acids. NCBI's taxonomy places the organism in Eukaryota, Metazoa, Arthropoda, Arachnida, Scorpiones, Buthidae. The record is from RefSeq and is a predicted model, not a curated record. The transcript has 4 exons.